AUGAAGGUCGGGAGACAAAAGCAAAGAUGCCUGGUUGGGGCGGUUGCGACCUGCCUUCUGGCGACUCUUGCUCGGCAUCGUUGCCCCGCAGCUCGCUCGUUUCUGCCUGGCGUGGCUCUGUCAGCGAGGUGCCCGAAGCACCGGACCUCGUUGGUGGCAUGCCACGCAGUUGGCAGCGGAAAUGCCACAGAUCUACCUGGCUCUGAGGCAGCAACCCUGGCGUGGCUCGAAGAGCGGGCCUUGACCAAGGAGGCUGUGGAGAUUGGCACUAUGCUUUUUUUGGCACCAGAGUCGAAGAGGUUAGAGACAGCUGAAGUGGCGCUUGAAAUGGCAAAAGACAUGGUUGCCUCGGCCUGCGAAGGAACUGAACUUCAGAAGGCAUCUGCCGAUGCCAUCUUCCUUGCCAUGUACACCUGCGCUGCGAAGGCGGGCGUCGACAUCGGCAUAGAUGCUUGGCCGGCGACGUUUCUCAGUAAGGCCAGUGUUCCUGGCCUCAAGGCUGAGGACGCUGUGACAGCAGCAUUGGCUGGCAUUCAUCAUUCGGUGGUGAGCUGGGAUGAGAGCCGGAGGGUCGUACAGGCCUACGUUUCUGCCACGUGGGGCGAGGAAAAGAGCUUGUCCGACGAAGACAACGUCGCCUUCGAUGGGGUGAUGAUUUCGACAUCGCCCCAACAUGCCAGCAUACAGUAUUGCUUAGGUGUCCUGUGGGGAUACGCGGUCAGAGGCCUGGUUAAACGGCUGGCCCUUGAUCGCACCAUGGACACUGUCCCAGAGGCACUGGCUACACAGAAGCAGCAGCUGGAGCGCGCUCUGGCCAUCGGAGAUCCGGAUCCCAGCCCCACCAACAGCUCGCCACCAGGCAGGGGCAGGUCGAGCUUUCUUCAGUAUGCCAGCGACUUCUUCUCCCACAGCGACUGGGCAGCUCUGUGCCAGCCUGUGAGUGGUGCCGUGCAUGUGAUCGAAGCGGAGCUUCAGGAGGCCAUGCACGCGAUGGCCAUCCUCGCAAGCCUGGAGUCGCAAGACUUUGAAGAAGACUUCGAGGUCGUCUCGGGUUCCAACGAGGACUUUGAGAAUGAUUUUCGAAUCGAUGCAGUGUUGCUGGAUCAGGCAGAGUGGAAGGGUUUCCAAUACCGGGCGAUCGUCUAUGGCUGCCUGCUGGCAGAUGCAGAGGGCAUCUUGGACACUCACGUUGGGCCUCUUCCGCGAAGCCAGCGCUCUUGGGUCAAGACCCUCGUGCAGACCAAUGCCCUAUCCGAUGUGCGACCGGAUCAGAGUCGACGGAUGGCUGCUGGAAUCUUGGCACCGAUCCAACGUGUCGCCAAAGUCCUUCGUGAGCGAGUGCUCACCACCAAGCUCAGGGAAGCACGCCGGAGCCUCACCGAACUUUUGGAGACCAGUGCGGCCUCAGCCGCGGCGGCCUCCAUAGCCGCCGCCGCUGCCGCGGCUGGAGAUCAGGUCCUAUGCGUGCUUGCGCAGUAUGGCUGCAGAGAUGCGCGAGUUGCUCUCCGGGGCAGCAGGAGCCCGGAAAAGAGGCCGACCCUGAGCUCGAUCGCUCCUGAGCGCCAUGUGCAACGCGGACCGGAUCGCGCUGAGCGAAUCGCAUAG
Molecule: messenger RNA, 1605 nt
Organism: Symbiodinium necroappetens
Lineage: Eukaryota; Dinophyceae; Suessiales; Symbiodiniaceae
Source: the annotation of a GenBank genome assembly